UUGAAAAAGGCUGAGAAGGUGCAGAAAGUUUCACAGUGAAGGAAUGAGAGUAGCGUUGAAUGCUGUAAAUGGUGGUUUGGGGAUAAACGGAAGCUAAUUUAUAAGCUUUGUUGAGAUCAUCCAUGGCGGCGUGCCAGACACCCUCUAAUUAAUGCCAACAACACAAUUCAAUUCAAUUCAGGAACAACAAGAACAAGCACCAGAAUCGGAGACGACUGGAUUCGAUCGAUUUAUUAUAUGCCCAUAAAAAGUUUUUUCUCACUAGGCGGCGGCGGCGCCGGCGGAGGAGGGAGGACCGGCGGCGGCGGCGGCGGUGGCAGCAGUAACCCCGAUCAGGAGAGCAGCAGCCACCACAACGACAUCAAUCCAGAGAGCUGGUUUCUGUUCAGAAAUGAGGAAAUUCCGUACCGUGGAUUCGAGCUAUGGCAGCCACAGCCGCCGCCGCACCACCACCACCACCACCACCACCACCACACUCUCCAGGCGGAGAACUUCCUGCAGCGCGGCGAAGGCAGCGUCAAUCCGCUGCAGGAUCUCGGCGGCGGACUCGCCGUCGGCCCCAGCCGCGGCGGCGCCACCGCCUUCAACGGCUCUCCGAGAUCGGGAUUUCUGAUGAUGCGCAGCAGCGGCGGCGGCGGAAUCAGCUGCCAAGACUGCGGCAAUCAGGCGAAGAAAGACUGCGCCCAUAUGAGGUGUAGAACUUGCUGCAAGAGCCGAGGGUUUCAGUGCCAGACGCACGUGAAGAGCACGUGGGUUCCCGCCGCUAAACGCCGGGAACGGCAGCAGCAGCUGGCGGCGCUCCAGCAGCAGCAGGACAACCACCGCGAAACCUCCGCCGGAAAACGUCAACGAGCUGAGAAUAAUAAUAAUAAUAAUAAUAAUACUAAUAAUCCGUCGGCUUCGAAUUCCCUCGCCUGCACAAGAAUUCCUCCUGCGUCAGGGUUAGAGAUUGGGAAUUUCCCGUCGGAGGUGAGUUCGGCGGCGAAUUUCCGGUGCGUGAGGGUGAGCGCCAUUGACGACGCUGAAGAUCAGUACGCGUAUCAGGCGGCGGUGAACAUCGGCGGCCAUGUCUUCAAAGGGAUACUUUACGACCAAGGGACGGAGAGUCAGUACAUGGCGGCGGCGGCGGCGGGGGAGACUUCCUCCGGCGGAGGAAGUGUCAGCGGCGCCGCCGGAGUUCAACAGCUCAAUUUAAUCACUGGUCCUUCUGCAGCAACCGCCACCUCCGCCGGGGAUAAUUCCGGCGGCGCCGCCGCCGCUGCCGGUGGGUCGGGUUUUCUUGACCCGUCUUUGUAUCCAGCUCCGAUUAGCAGCUUCAUGGCCGGUGCGCAAUUCUUCCCACCCCCAAGAUCCUGAAAUUAUUUUUAAAAAAAGAAAAAGAAAGAACAUCAAAAUCAAAAUCGAAUUAGAGAUUCAGAAAAAUUAAUUAAUGAUUAAAUCGGUUCAUUUAGGAUUUUGAUGUUUCUGUAAGAAAUGAAGACAACAUAGGAUUGAUAAUUAUUACAAGCUGCUUCUGCUGCUGCUGCUGUUGUUGUGUUGUAAAACUCUGUUGAGGUUAGAAGAUGAGAAUCCAUAUGUAUAUAUAUAUGUAUGUAUAUAUAUAUAUAUAUAUGUGAUAUGGAUCAUCAUCGAUCAUCAAUUACAUUUGAAGGGACUUUUUUAUUUUAUUUUAUUUUUGUAAUCACAUUUGAUUUAAAUUUUCAGUUAAUACAUAUUUCU
Molecule: messenger RNA, 1719 nt
Organism: Andrographis paniculata
Lineage: Eukaryota; Viridiplantae; Streptophyta; Magnoliopsida; Lamiales; Acanthaceae
Product: protein EXPRESSION OF TERPENOIDS 1-like
Exons: 3
Coding region: 238-1356 (372 amino acids)
Biological process (GO): positive regulation of DNA-templated transcription
Cellular component (GO): nucleus
Molecular function (GO): DNA binding; DNA-binding transcription factor activity
Source: RefSeq, a predicted model, not a curated record